AAACUGGAGACUCCUGUAGACAGACAGGCCAUGGAGGAAGACGUGCAGCAGUGUGAGCACUGCAAAAGAAGUGUGGCCUCGGCCCACUUUGCCCUCCAUGAGGCCCACUGCAUGCGGUUCCUGGUCCUCUGCCCAACGUGUGAGGAGCCCGUCCCCAAGAAGGAGCUGAAGGAGCACUUUGAGGACAAGCACAUGGAGGUCAAGUGUGCUAUGUGCCGGCAGACCAUGCAGAAGUAUCUGCUGGAGGUUCACGAGGACAAGGAAUGCCAGAUGCGUCAGGUCCAGUGUAAGUUCUGUGAGCUGACCAUGAACUUCAGCAAGCUGGAGGACCAUGAGUACAGAUGUGGCAGCAAGACAGAGCUCUGUCCGGACUGUAAUCAGUUCAUCCAGCUCCGUAAGCUGGCCUACCACAAAGACACCUGCCAGCGGGGCCAGACGGAGCCCAGGAAAGGGAGGAGAACGUCAGCCCCUGGGAAGAAAAUCAACUGUGUUUCUUGCAACCAAAUGAUUGCAGUCAAUGAGUAUGCCCACCAUGCAGAGAAUGGUUGUCCAGUCUCUGCGUUGGCAAAAUGGUCUUUAUCUGGGAAGCCAGGAAGUUCUUCCUCAGCCCUUCCAAGCCCUUCUGCUGUGGAUCAGACUCCCACCGGAGGGCAAGUUGUCCGGCCAAAGACACAAAAGGCCCAGCGACUGCCGCGUGCUGGAAGGUCCACACCGCGGUCGUGGGGAGGCAAGCAUAAAGCCCAGGAGCUGCCUUCCAAGACGGAGCGCUGGUCCAGGCCCACCUCACCUGGAGGAGAUGAGACAGCCUACGACAUUCUGAGGAAUUGUUCUCGGUGUGAUAUUCUACUUCCCCUGCCGACCCUGAUUCAACACCAGGAGAAAUGCCGGUGCUUCCCAUCUUCAAAAAGGCAACAGGUGCGAGGUUCCUGCUAGAUGAGAAAAGGCAUCCUGGAUUACGAAUUGGGUUGCUGACUGCAAGGUCAGCAGUUCGAAACCACCAACCGUUCCCUGCGAAAAAGAUGAAGCUUCCUGCUCCUGAACUCCGCUUUGCCCCCUGAAAAAUAAAAGUCAUCCUGCCUAAAUGUG
This is a messenger RNA of Echinops telfairi (small Madagascar hedgehog), 1086 nucleotides long. It is a transcript of the gene XAF1, whose product is annotated as XIAP associated factor 1. The record is from RefSeq and is a predicted model, not a curated record. The transcript has 8 exons. Gene Ontology annotation, molecular function: zinc ion binding. Gene Ontology annotation, biological process: apoptotic process. The coding region runs from base 31 to 933 and encodes 300 amino acids. Lineage: Eukaryota; Metazoa; Chordata; Mammalia; Afrosoricida; Tenrecidae.